CUUAUUCCUAUCCCAUUGCAACCUUGUCCAGAACCAUGAAUCCCUACACAAAUAACAUUCUGGAAUAUAAAAACGCCCAUGGCAAAAUCAUCAUCGUGUACGACAACGACGAGCGCUUGGCCAGCCAGGCAGCCACCACCAUGUGUGAGAGGGGCUUUGAGAACCUCUUCAUGUUGUCUGGGGGCCGCCUCAGCCGGGGGCUCUCGGCCCAGCCUGCACAGCUCUCCCCGCAGCCUGGCCUCCCUCAGCAGCCGCUCCCACAGCAGGACCAGCGUCCAGAACAGGCCCUGGAAAUAAAGCAGAGCCCAGCCUGGGGAAUGCAGAGCAGUGCAGUGCAGCCCCUUGGUGGUUUUAGGCAUCGGCAGGGAAAAGCAGCCCUGGUGAGACCUGGCAGCUCGGGUGACCUGAAGGAGAGUAACUGGAUUUUCUUUUCCCAAUGA
Molecule: messenger RNA, 440 nt
Organism: Zonotrichia albicollis (white-throated sparrow)
Lineage: Eukaryota; Metazoa; Chordata; Aves; Passeriformes; Passerellidae
Source: RefSeq, a predicted model, not a curated record